Drosophila elegans is the source of this 2083-nucleotide messenger RNA. Its product is annotated as shootin-1. The transcript has 8 exons. Lineage: Eukaryota; Metazoa; Arthropoda; Insecta; Diptera; Drosophilidae. Bases 135 to 1718 code for a protein of 527 amino acids. The record is from RefSeq and is a predicted model, not a curated record.
CAAGACGUAAAAAGCAUCGGGAUAAACCCCAUACCAACAGAAUCACCGCAUCAUCUACCAAUCGAGCAGAGUCCUCGAGAAAAUCAGCAGCAGUAGCAGCAGCACAGGAAGCGGCAAAUCGCAACAACUGAAGAAUGGAGCGACGUGGCCGCAUUCCGGUGGCCAAGUUCCGCACCCAGGAGGCCAAGACCCGCAGCCGGAGUCGCGUACGGGAGCCGGACUACAACGAGCAGGACCCGGAGCACGACAUGUUCACCUUACUGGAGGACAACAUCGCCCUGAGGGAAGAGAACAAGGCUCUCAAGCUGGAGAUCGAAACACAUAAAACCACGCAGGAGGAGCAGCAGGCUCAGCACGAGAAGAUGUGCGUGGCGCUGGAGUCGCUGCAGCAGCAACAGACCAAUUUCGAGACCCAAAUCAAGGAGCUGAGCUCAAAGUUCAACAAGGCUCUCAAUGAGCGAAACGCUUUGGACAAGUUGCACAAAAUGAAAGUCGAUCAGAUAAACAGCCUCACCAGCGAACUGGAGCACAUGCGCGAGAAGCAACAGGAUCAGAGCGCUCAGUUGAGUCCCCGUCCCGUCUUCGGAUCCGUGGAGCUCAAGCGAAAGCUUUUCAAGAUUCUGCAGUCGGGCAGCGCAGACAGCGCCGACAGUAUCGGCACUCAAGAGCUCGACAGCCUGGUCGAUGUCAACUCGGACGGGGUGCCCGUUACCAGCGGCCUUGUGGAGCGACUGGCCGAUGAGUUCCUGACUCUCAAGCAUGCCACGAAUGCCGUGGAGCUCCAGCUGUACGAGGCCAACGAAAAGAUGGCCGAACUAUUGGAACAGCAACACUCACUGGAGGAGGAGAACGAAUCGCUGCGCACCGAGAACAGCAACUUGACGAAAGUGGCCAAGUUGCUCACGGAGAACAUGAAGGAGAGUGUGGAAACUAGCCAGAAGAUGGAGGCCGCUCUGAUCAAGUUGAAGCAGCGCAAUGAUGAACUCACGGCGAAGACACGUGAUCUGACCGAUGGUCAGCCGGGUUCCAGGACGAGCACCUCGUCCAGCGUGCUGAACGAGCAGGUGGAAUUCGAGGAGAUCCAGGACCAGGUGCAACAGCAGGCCAGGGAGCACAACGAGCGCAUUGUGGAAAUGCAAAGUCUAAUGGAUGCGGCUAUAGCCAAAACUACUAACGAUGAACUAAAAAAAUUACAACUUAAGUUGGAGAUACUCGAGGAGCAGCUGCGCGAGGCAUUAACGCGAGCUGAUCACGCCGAGGAGCAACUGGCGCGCUACCAGCAGUCCGAGCAAAAGUCGCUGGCUGCUCCAGCUCCACCACCACCACCUCCUCCUCCUCCUCCGCCACCGCCUCCACCACCGGCACCACCCAUGCGGGGUAAGCUGUUUGGAGCCGGUGGCUUGGGAGCAGCUGGCGGGGAUCUCGGCGGGAGCAGCCUCAGCGACCACAUUGCCGGGCAUUGCUUGCGUAAGGGCAGCGGCGACAAGAUCAUCGACAAUGUGAAACAUCAGGUACAGGCCGAGGCAGCAACAGGUCUUGACGCUUUAGUGCGAGAGUUCAAGUCGGGCGGCGUGACGCUACGGAGGCGCAAUCGCCGCAAGACGGGCACCAGCGAGGCCCUCAAGGAGAUGUUCCAAGUACUAGAGAUAAGUCAGAAGCAGAACCGCAACUCCAAGAUAUGCGUGGACCUGCACUCGGCCCGCGGAGUCGAUGUCUAAUCCCGUUCCUGCCAUUUUUUUACGCACCCACUCUCUUACACUUUGGUCUCAAAUCUCAGGACCCAGCUGUCCCUGGAACAACGAACAUUCCGUGCAUUUUCAAAACCGUAUUAUUGUGUGCCUUUUCAAGGAGGAAACCGAAGCCAUUUUACAAUUUACUAAGCUUAAGCACAACUUUCGAAAUGGAACUACUUCAUACUACUUUAAUUUAUAUAACCUAUUGAUUUACCCAACAAUUUUAAUGUUUAUAACCAACUUUUACCCGGCCCUGGUUAAUGUGUUCAUUUAAACAGGUUUCGCGUUUUACUAAUCAAAGAAACCCCAAACAACAAAUUUUUAAUAAACGUUUUUAACCAAAAAAAAAA